AUGACCGGCAAAACACAGACCAGCAAUGUCACCAAUAAGAAUGACCCAAAGUCCAUCAACUCCAGAGUCUUCAUUGGCAAUCUGAACACAGCCAUUGUCAAAAAGAGUGACAUUGAAGCAAUCUUUGCAAAGUAUGGGAAAAUAGUUGGCUGCUCAGUGCACAAAGGUUAUGCGUUUGUACAGUACAUGAGCGAAAGGCACGCGAGGGCUGCGGUGGCAGGAGAGAACGCCAGGAUCAUCGCGGGGCAGCCACUAGAUAUCAACAUGGCAGGAGAACCAAAACCAUACAGACCCAAACCUGGCAACAAGCGACCACUUUCAGCACUUUACAGACUUGAAUCAAAGGAGCCUUUUCUGUCUGUUGGUGGUUAUGUCUUUGAUUAUGAUUACUACAGAGAUGAUUUCUACAAUCGGUUGUUUGAUUACCAUGGCCGUGUGCCCCCCCCACCCCGCGCAGUGAUUCCGCUGAAGCGUCCUCGGGUGACCGUGACAACAACUCGCAGAGGCAAAGGGGUUUUCUCCAUGAAAGGGGCAUCACGAUCCACCUCCAGUGGGGCAUCUUCCUCAGGAUCCAAAUCACCCACCUGCCUUCCCUUGCCCCUUAUGUGGAGUGAUACUGUCCUUGGAAGCGUCACUGGAAGAGGAAGAGAAAGAUCAGUGAAAUCAGAUGAGUUGCAAACAAUCAAGAAGGAAUUAACCCAAAUCAAAACAAAAAUUGACUCCUUGCUAGGGAGACUGGAAAAGAUUGAAAAGCAGCAAAAAGCUGAAGCAGAAGCUCAAAAGAAACAAAUGGAAGAUAAUGCUGAUUUGAUUCAAGAGGAAUGCAUAUCAGAGAAUGCAGAUAACUCUACAGAAGAGCCAAUUGAAGGAGGGCCAGAUGCAGAUGGGGAUGGAGAAGAUAUGACUGAUGGGAUAGAGGAGGAUUUUGAUGAGGAUGGCAGCAAUGAGCUGGCUUUCAAAAUCCCUGAACUUCUUCAUACUAAGAGCUCACCAAAGCCACCCACUCAGAUCCAGCAGUCACAGACCACUGAGGACAAACCUGGUUAUGGAGAAAGGGUUGCUAUAGCCAAGCUACCAAUGAUGAUUUUGGCUGAGAUUCCUGGGAAUUCACCACCUACCAAUGUGUAG
Messenger RNA from Indicator indicator, 1128 nucleotides. RefSeq names its product RALY RNA binding protein like (gene RALYL). Gene Ontology annotation, cellular component: nucleus. The coding region runs from base 1 to 1128 and encodes 375 amino acids. The transcript has 11 exons. Gene Ontology annotation, molecular function: RNA binding. NCBI's taxonomy places the organism in Eukaryota, Metazoa, Chordata, Aves, Piciformes, Indicatoridae. The record is from RefSeq and is a predicted model, not a curated record.